Anthonomus grandis grandis is the source of this 2025-nucleotide messenger RNA. Its product is annotated as SET domain-containing protein SmydA-8-like. The coding region runs from base 276 to 1991 and encodes 571 amino acids. NCBI's taxonomy places the organism in Eukaryota, Metazoa, Arthropoda, Insecta, Coleoptera, Curculionidae. The transcript has 8 exons. The record is from RefSeq and is a predicted model, not a curated record. Gene Ontology annotation, molecular function: protein binding.
AAUGUUCCAAGCAUCUCCUUCUAUAUACAGAUUCUAAAAACAUUCUUAAGAUAAGAUUAAUUCAUCAGGAUCAUGCUGAACAAUUUACGGAAAUAUGUUUUCCCAGUUGCCUAUACCUACAGCAUACAAACCCGACUUAAAUCCUUUACUUUUAAAAUCUAUUUUUACACUUACGGAACUUUUAAAAGUAGUACAAUAUUUCGAGUUAUAAUUAGCAUUAGUAAGUAAAGUGAUCCGGUGAAAAAAGGCUUUAUUUCGGUUUAGCCGAAGCAAAAAUGGCUGGAAUAACUUAUAAAAUACAAAAAAAUGAAUUAUUGGGGCGGUAUAUGGUUGCAAAUAAAGAUCUAAAACAAGGAGAACUUAUACUGAAAGAAUCUCCUGCUAUAUUAGGACCUCAUUUAAAUGGACCUGCAAGAUGUUUUAGAUGCUUACAAGUUAUAAACUUGAUGAUGUGCUCCUUUUGCGACGAAUGUAAUACAGCUCUACUGUGUGUUAAUCAUUGUAAAGGUAAAUAUCAUCCCGAAGAAGAAUGCCUAACUUUAAAAACGCAAAAAAUCAAAGGCCAAUUACUGGCGGAGAAUCCGGCAGCAAUUCUCCCCUUAAAAUGUCUUUUAUUGGGGAUUUAUAAUCCAGAUCUAUUUUCUGAUAUCAUGGACAUGGAGGCGCAUAUGGAGAAAAGGAGGGAUACAGCUAUUUGGAGAAGGCACAGGAUUUCUGUUGAAGAUGUUCUCAAAGAUACGAACUUGUUAAGUGAUAAAGAUAUUAAAGAGGAACUUGUGCAAAAGGUUUGCGGGAUUUUGGAUGUGAAUACUUUUGAGUUAAGGCUACCCCGUGGUGGCCCUGAACUUCUUGGUCAGGUAAGACCUCCACCUAGUGAACAAUUUAGCUACACCCCAAAUCCAGUGCAAAGUCGCCUAAGAGCCCUCUAUCCAUUAGCAGCCCUCAUGGCACACGAUUGUACCCAAAACACUCAUGUGUCUGUAGAUGAUAAUUUCGUAAUGAGUAUUUAUGCUAGUGUAGAUAUUGGAGAGGGUGAACCUAUACUAAACAACUACGCCAAUGUAUUAGAUGGUAACCAGGAGAGACAUCAGCACUUAUUAGAAGGCAAAUACUUUAUAUGUAAGUGCAAAAGGUGCAUAGAUCCUUCGGAGUUUGGUACUGAAAUUAGCUCUCUGGUUUGCCAUAAAUGCAGGAAAGGAUUUUUAAGAUAUACAGAAAUUGAAGACGGUUUCAAAAUAUGGAAGUGCAGCGAUUGCAACUUAUGUUUUAAAGACUUUUUGAUAAAUUUAGCUAUUGAAGAGGGAAGAAACAGGAUAAAUGAUAUGGAUCUAACAGACAUUCGUGGACUGGAAGACUUAUAUAGACGUUUGUUAUUAACCUUCCAUCCAAAUCAUUUUCUUUUGUUAGAACUAAAGCAAAUUAUGGUUGGCUUGUAUUCAAAAUUGCCUCCAACCAAGAAUAAUUUAAACAGAAAAAUCGAUUUAUGUGGUAGAUUAAUGUCUGUAUUUGGACGAAUAGAACCAGGAAUCUCUAGAAUUAAAGCACUUACAAUGUACGAGUUGCAUACAGCCUUAGUAGACAUAGCCAAUAAACGAUAUAGAGACAAUGAACUAAAUGACCAUGAACUACUCAAAGAACUUGAAACGGCUGAAAGGAUCCUUAAGGAAUCUAUUAAAUUUUUAUUGUAUGAACCUCCCAAAAGUCCGGAAGGAAGACUUGCCCAAGAUGCAAUGGGCGAACUGAAAAUGCUUAGGAACUCUAUAAAGAAUAUUCAACAAAAUGUUUUAAUCGAUGCUGAGCGGAAAGCAGUUGGUGAUAAAAAAGCUGAAAUUACUAAAAGACUAAAGGAUAAAUUGGAAAAGGGUAAAGUAGAGAAGAACAAUAGUGCCCUGAUUAAAGAACAACCUGAGAAAAUUAUUCCAACCAUAGAUGGUCAAGAGAAGCACCAACCUAAGAAGAAGAAAAAUAAGAACAAAAAUAAACAGAAAUAAUUUUGGUAUUAAACGUUAUUGCUAAAAUUGCAAA